This is a messenger RNA of Cyphellophora europaea CBS 101466, 903 nucleotides long. Its product is annotated as 60S ribosomal protein L5. Gene Ontology annotation, biological process: translation; ribosomal large subunit assembly. The transcript has 3 exons. Lineage: Eukaryota; Fungi; Ascomycota; Eurotiomycetes; Chaetothyriales; Cyphellophoraceae. Gene Ontology annotation, cellular component: ribosome; cytosolic large ribosomal subunit. The record is from RefSeq and is a predicted model, not a curated record. Gene Ontology annotation, molecular function: 5S rRNA binding; structural constituent of ribosome. The coding region runs from base 1 to 903 and encodes 300 amino acids.
AUGCCGUUCACCAAACUUGUCAAGAACUCUCCUUAUUUCUCCCGCUUCCAGACCAAGUACAAGCGCAGACGCGCGGGUAAGACCGACUACUACGCCCGCAAGCGGCUCAUCUCUCAAGCCAAGAACAAGUACAACGCCCCUAAGUAUCGUCUGGUUGUCCGCUUCACCAACCGCGACAUCAUCUGCCAGCUCGUCACCGCUGAGCUCACCGGAGACAAGGUCCAUGCUGCGGCCUAUGCCCGCGAGCUGAAGAGAUAUGGCAUCGAGAACGGCCUCACUAACUGGUCUGCUGGCUACGCCGUCGGUCUCCUGCUGGCCCGUCGUGUCCUGAAGAAGUUUGAGCUCGACGAGGACUUCACCGGUGUUGAGGAGCCUGAUGGAGAAUUCACAUUGACCGAGGCUGCUGGCGAGGGUGACGAUGAGCGCCGUCCUUUCAAGGCCUUCCUUGAUGUUGGUCUCCACCGUACCUCCACUGGUGCCCGUAUCUUCGGUGUCAUGAAGGGCGCCUCCGAUGGUGGCCUGUACAUUCCUCACAAUGAGAAGCGGUUCCCUGGCUACGAUCCCGAGGGCAAGGAGCUGGAUGCCGAGACCCUCCGCAAGUACAUCUUCGGUGGCCAUGUCGCUGAGUACAUGGAGACUCUCCAAGAUGACGAUGAGGAGCGCUACAAGACUCAAUUCGCUGGCUACAUUGAGAAUGACAUUGAAGCUGAUGGUAUUGAGGAUAUCUAUGCUGAGGCUCACAAGGCGAUUCGUGAGGAUCCUUUCAAGAAGGAUGAGGAUGCAGGUGACAAGAAAGACAAGGAGUUCUGGAAGGCCGAGGGCAAGAAGUACCGCACCGAGAAGCUGUCCAAGGAGGAGAAGGACGCCCGUAUCAAGCAGAAGAUUGCCGACCUGGCUUCAUAA